ACAAGUUUUUAUUUCAAUUAUUUAAUUCCAAUUACAACUAGAGCAAGACUCGAUAUGUUUUUGUAUGAUUCAGACGUUUUGUUACUCAGAAUCAUUGCUGUCGUUGGACGAGUAGGUUGGGCAGAAUGCCGACUUCCCUCGCGCUUAUCAUUUGUUACUACAUCCUGAGUAUUGGUGCGGCGAACGAAAGACCUGAAUGUCCUAAAAUCAGUGACGGAUAUUAUUACCCAAACUGUCGAUGCAAACACGGACCAGCCUACGACAAUAAAACAAACACUUGUCCAAAUCCUGAAUGUCCCGUAAAUGAGAGCGUUGGAAUCUAUCCGAACUGCGUGUGUAAGGAGAAAAACUUCGACUACAGCGCCACUUUCAACGAAUGUUUUCGAGUUUGUCCGGAAAAUAGCAGCGGCUAUUGGCCCAAAUGCAACUGUGAUUCCGAUGGUCAUACUUUCAGUAAGGAAUUGUUCGAAUGCAUCGCUUGUACCGAAAACAGUACCGGCCAAUAUCCCGAUUGUAAUUGUGAGGGUGAUGGCGCCACUUACAACCGUUUUGACAAUGUCUGUAACGAGCCUAAACAAUGUCCGCAUAAUGGCAAAUACCCGAAUUGCACCUGCGAAGGUAUCGCAAUCUACAACAAGUUAACCGACAAGUGCCAGUGUCCUUUCAGAGGUGUUGGUAAUUACCCGAAUUGUGACUGUAAGGAGGGAUACAUUUUCGAUGAAAUAAAGAAGUCGGGCGAGAGAUGUCCAGACGAUAGUGUUGGCGUGUACCCGAACUGCGUUUGUGUAGAUCGGAACAGCACGUACGCCGAAAAGUGGAAUUCGUGUUACACAUGUCCAGCUAAUAGCACUGGAAAAUAUCCGAAUUGUGAUUGCGAACAACCGUUCCAGUAUGUUCAGGAAAACAACAUUUGUGAGAAAUGCCCCGAAAAAAGUGCGGGCGUUUAUCCACAUUGCAAGUGUGACAAUGGCUAUUUCAGUCAGACUUUCCAAAAAUGUAUUGAGUGUCCAGCUGAUGCUACUGGUCUCUAUCCAGAGUGUAAAUGCGACGAUGAACGUUUGGCAUUCAGUCCGUACAUCAAUGAAUGCUAUCGUAAAUGUCCAGAAGAUAGCUCGGGAAUUCGACCGAAGUGUGGAUGUGGUAGUGGAUAUUACUACGAUGAUGAUGAUUUUGCAUGUAAAAGCGGAAUUGGGCGGAUGUGUCCAUUCGAUAGUAUUGGAAUUGGUCCGGACUGCUUAUGUGUGAGAGAAUUUCACCAAUUUGAUUUAACCAAUUGGUGGUGUUCAUCAUCGGAUGCAAUUGAGAUAUUAAACUUUUGCCACAAAGGUAGAAGAAAGAAAACGUUUAUUCGAGCAUAAAAAUACAAAAAUAAAGGUGCUGCCCUGAUAUCCAAGGUUGCUAUGUCACACAGCGUACCGAUCUAUCCUAAGACAAUCAUACUACUAACAUCACGUUGUUUUUACUAACUAAUUUUAUGUCAAAAUUUAUGACUAGGUCAAUUAUAUAUAUGAUUAUUGAUGAUGAAAAUCGUCUUAAUU
Messenger RNA from Bradysia coprophila, 1538 nucleotides. RefSeq lists its product as uncharacterized. Lineage: Eukaryota; Metazoa; Arthropoda; Insecta; Diptera; Sciaridae. The record is from RefSeq and is a predicted model, not a curated record.